This is a messenger RNA of Pseudomyrmex gracilis, 3362 nucleotides long. It is a transcript of the gene Rpn2, whose product is annotated as 26S proteasome non-ATPase regulatory subunit 1. The transcript has 14 exons. Gene Ontology annotation, cellular component: proteasome complex; proteasome storage granule; nucleus. The record is from RefSeq and is a predicted model, not a curated record. The coding region runs from base 123 to 3173 and encodes 1016 amino acids. Gene Ontology annotation, biological process: proteasome-mediated ubiquitin-dependent protein catabolic process; regulation of protein catabolic process. NCBI's taxonomy places the organism in Eukaryota, Metazoa, Arthropoda, Insecta, Hymenoptera, Formicidae. Gene Ontology annotation, molecular function: enzyme regulator activity.
AUCAUACUCCAUGAUGUACACCAUGAUCAUAACUGUCUCUGAUUGAGAAUUUGGAGCACAGAGUCUUUGUGCAUCGUUUUUUUUCUCAGAAAAAGUGCUGUCAAUUGACAAAAUUCAAUAAAAUGAAUAUCACUUCAGCAGCUGGUAUAAUCUCUUUGUUAGAAGAACCAAUGCCUGAAUUAAAAGUAUUUGCUUUAAAAAAAUUGAACAUGAUAGUUGACGAGUUCUGGCCUGAGAUUUCUGAAGCAAUAGAAAAAAUUGAGAUUUUGCAUGAGGAUAAAGGGUUUCAACAACAUGAACUGGCUGCUCUGGUUGCCAGUAAAGUAUAUUAUCAUUUGGGAAGUUUUGAGGAUUCUCUGACUUAUGCCCUUGGAGCAGGAGAAUUGUUUGAUGUCAAUGCUAGAAAUGAAUAUGUUGAUACUACUAUUGCUAAAUGUAUUGAUUAUUACACUCAACAACGUGUGUUGGAGGCAGAGGGAAAACUUGCUCCGGGUAGUAAAAGCAUUGAUCCUAGGUUAGAAGGAAUAGUGAAUCGAAUGUUUCAACGCUGCUUGGAUGACAAUCAGUAUCGUCAAGCCUUGGGUCUUGCUUUGGAGACACGCAGAAUGGAUAUUUUUGAGGCAGCUAUUAUGCAGUCUGAUGAUGUGAGUGGAAUGCUGUCAUAUGCCUUCCAGGUUGCAAUGAGCCUCAUCCAAAAUCGCGGUUUUCGUAAUACAGUGCUUCGUUGCCUUGUCAAUCUUUAUAGGAAUCUUGAUACUCCUGACUAUGUCAAUAUGUGUCAGUGUCUGAUCUUCUUGGAUGAUCCAUUAGCUGUGGCAGAGCUCCUAGAUCGACUGAGCAAGGGUUCGAAUGACUGCGUGUUAAUGGCCUAUCAGAUUGCUUUUGACUUGUACGAAUCCGCGACUCAACAGUUCCUCGGCCGUGUCAUGCAGGCGCUACGAGCCACCGCGCCUAUUCCGGGAGCGCUUAUGGUUAAACCGGUGAUAAAGCCAGCUACCGAUAUCACGGUCAAAGCUACCGAAGUCAGCACGGAAUCUGCAGCAAACACGGAGACUGAUGAAACAACUACCACUACUACUCCUGAUACAGAAGAAAAGACUCAACGCAGCGUCGAAAGUUUGAACGCGGAGGAGAGAGAACAGCAAGAACGCGUGGACGCUUUAUCCAGCAUUCUGGGCGGCGAAGUGUCCAUUGAUCUGCAUUUGCAGUUCUUAAUUCGCAGCAAUCAUACAGACAUGCUGAUUCUGAAGAACACUAAGGACGCUAUACGUGUAUCAAUAUGUCACACUGCCACCGUAAUCGCAAACGCUUUCAUGCAUUCCGGGACGACAAGCGAUCAAUUCUUAAGAGACAACUUGGAGUGGUUGGCUAGAGCGACUAAUUGGGCAAAAUUGACCGCAACAGCUUCUCUGGGAGUAAUUCAUCGAGGACAUGAGCAAGAAGCUUUGGCUCUUAUGCAAUCUUACUUGCCAAGAGAUUCCGGCGCCGCUGGUGCCGGAUACUCGGAAGGCGGUGGUUUGUAUGCUUUGGGGCUCAUACAUGCUAAUCACGGAGCGGCCAUUACAGAUUAUCUUUUGGGCCAGUUAAAAGAUGCUCAAAACGAAAUGGUUCGUCACGGUGGCUGUCUCGGUCUUGGACUGGCUGCAAUGGGCUCUCAUAGACAAGAUGUUUAUGAGCAACUAAAAUUCAAUUUAUAUCAAGACGACGCUGUGACUGGCGAAGCAGCUGGAAUCGCCAUGGGUAUGGUUAUGCUAGGAUCCAAAUCCACUCAAGCUAUUGAAGAUAUGGUUGCGUACGCUCAAGAAACGCAGCAUGAAAAGAUACUGCGUGGUCUGGCGGUCGGUAUCGCCUUUACGAUGUACGGCCGUCUCGAGGAGGCCGAUCCCUUGGUGACGUCCCUAUGCGCUGAUAAAGAUCCGAUCCUACGAAGGAGCGGCAUGUAUACUCUAGCGAUGGCUUAUUGUGGCACAGGAAACAAUCAAGCCAUCCGAAAGCUUUUACACGUUGCUGUCUCUGAUGUUAAUGAUGAUGUUCGACGAGCUGCAGUUACUGGUUUGGGUUUCCUGUUAUUCCGCACUCCGGAACAAUGUCCCAGCGUGGUGUCACUAUUAGCUGAAAGUUACAAUCCUCAUGUUCGGUACGGGGCGGCAAUGGCGCUAGGGAUCGCUUGUGCAGGCACCGGUUUGAAGGAAGCCAUCGCCUUACUGGAUCCGAUGACUAAUGAUCCAGUGAAUUUUGUCAGGCAGGGCGCACUGAUUGCCUCCGCAAUGAUUUUGAUCCAGCAAACAGAAUCUACGUGUCCUCGCGUUAAAGACUUCAGAGCGUUGUACGCUAAGGUCGUCGUAGACAAGCACGAAGAUGUGAUGGCCAAAUUUGGAGCUAUUCUAGCGCAAGGAAUUAUUGACGCCGGCGGUCGCAACGUUACCGUGUCUUUGCAGUCACGAACCGGACAUACAAACAUGUUAGCGGUGGUUGGUGCCCUGGUGUUUACCCAAUACUGGUAUUGGUUUCCACUGGCGCACUGUCUAGCUCUAGCAUUUACACCUACGUGCUUAAUCGCCCUGAAUGCUCAGCUGAAGAUGCCCAAAUUGGAGAUCAGGUCGAACGUCAGGCCGAGCGUGUACGCUUAUCCUGCGCCACUCGAGGAGAAAAAAAGGGAGGAACGGGAGAAAGCAACUAUUGCUAUUCUCAGUCUAGCCGCUCGCGCCAGAAGGCGCGAAUCCGAAAGAAAAGCCAGGGAUUUGCAAGAGAAGAUGGAAGUGGAUCCUCCUUCAGAGACGAAGGAGCUUCAAGAAGUAAAGGAAACUGUAGCAUCUCCGAAGGAAAAGGAUGACAAGAAAGUUACCGAGAAAGAAGUCAAAGAAUCUAAAGAGAAAAUCGAAAAGAAAGGAGGCAAGGAUGACGAGAAGGAGAAGAAGGAAUCCGAGCCGAGUUUUGAAAUUCUUCAGAAUCCUGCGCGGGUAUUGCGUCAGCAGUUGAAGGUUAUUCAGCUGGUUGAGAGCAGCCAUUAUGUUCCCGUCAAGGACAUUCAGAUCGGUGGCAUUGUUAUGGUCAAGCACAUACAGACCGAUACCGAAGAGGAACUUGUUGAGCCUGUCGCCGCUUUUGGACCAAAACCAGAAGAGGAGAAGGAAGCUGAUCCGCCUGAGCCAUUUGAAUAUACUGAAGAUUAAGAAUUGAAAACAUGAGUUAUUCUAUUAUCCCAUUUUGUCAUACGUCAGUGCGAUAUAUAAUCGCAAUACGUCCUCGCUGGUUUCUUGUUAAUAUUUCACAUGUUUUUUUACUGUUUAUCAUAAAUUUCAUCUUGCGUGUCUAUCUAAUCAGCGAAACACUGCGAGCUCGAAUAAAGCAAUUGCGUCACA